AUGCCAGAAAGUAACGAACACCAAGCUCGGCGACAUGCCAUCAAGGCCGUCGCGCAAACCAUCUCGAAUCGUCCGGAAAAUCGAUACCAGCACAAAGACUUGGAUCACCUCCCCAUUCAGAUCCUCCCCAUGCCCCUGUCCGCCGAGGGGGACCCAUUAUUCGACUCUGAAUUUUUCUGGCCCUACCAGAAGCCCCUCCCAGGCCCUGAUGAGGAGAUAGAGUUUUCGCCCUCCAGCCCGAAGGAAGCCUUAGAUCCGAUGGACGAGGCACACAUCCUGAGCUACUAUUUCGGGCAUUAUAUCACAGAUGCCACACUUAUCCACAAGGUUGAUUGGCAACAUAAUCCUAGACAGCCCAUUGAGUUUCCAUGUUCCCUCUGCGAGCUUGAUAUUGAGAACCCCUUCGACUGGUGCGUGGGUGGUAUAACCGGUAUUCCGGGUGGGCCUCGGAUGAAAUGCUAUCUACUCGAGAGUGUGAACGCGGACGAUGAUCAGAUCACCCGUGGGGAGAUCUUAUGUAUGUGUCGAAUCAUGAACACUUGCCUCUGUUCCAGAAAGUAUCGUGCCCACCAAGUCAGUCCGGUGCUACUAAUUUCCUUCGUGGGUCCAAGACAUGCUCGCAUUCUCCUGGGCCAUCAUGAUGGCACCAACCUGGUGAUCCGUCAAUCGAAACGCUUUGCAUUCUGGGAACAGAACAUCCCAGACUGGAAGAUCUUACUUCGAUGGUGGUGCUCGUCUGCGGUCGGGGAUACCAUUAAUGGGUAG
Molecule: messenger RNA, 765 nt
Organism: Aspergillus niger
Lineage: Eukaryota; Fungi; Ascomycota; Eurotiomycetes; Eurotiales; Aspergillaceae
Exons: 3
Coding region: 1-765 (254 amino acids)
Source: RefSeq, a predicted model, not a curated record